AUCGAUUAUUGCAAUUUAUAAACAAAGCGGCUUAAAAUACGUCACCUGGAAUUUCGGGCAUGGAUUUGCCUGUUGAAUAUGGCAGAUGAUGAUGAUGAUGACGACUACAGCAUUACUGCAAGUCCAACAGAAUUAAGUGGCCAUUGCUCAUUACGCAAACAAAGAAGAAAUCCUCACAACUACAAUGCACCGGCCAAGCUGUCGACGGUAACACGAGGAUCAUUGCAAUUUGAUGAUUGGGAAUAUGAAGCAGAUCGCUUGGACUGUCUGCGCGCACAGCAAGAACCAGCACGAGUGCAUCUCAUACCAGCAUCUCAAAAUUUUACAACGUUGCAAUCCAUGUUAGAGCAACAAGAUAUGAACGACAUAGAGGACGCUGAGCCAGAGAGAGAUAUAACAGAGACAGCAAACAUUGCACAGCAGAUACUGAGGGAUUUCUGUGAAUCUCCUACAUACUUCGAAGACGAUGAUGAGCUGUUACUGGAGGACUACUCUCCCUGGUUUCGUUUUCGAGGCAAGAGAAUCAAAACCUAUGGAAAGGAACGAUUAAAAACUAGUGCACCAGUUGUCACAGAUGAUGAUGAGGAUCGCUUGAGCUGCAGUUCCUCGGAGUUGUCCGUGCAAGAGGACUACAACACCCAAGUUCCCACAAGGACAAACUGUGCCUUCGAUGCAAAUAGCUCACAGAAAAUCUGUGAGAAUUUACUAAAUCUGAGUGCAUUUUUCAGCACUCAAAGCAAUGCAAACAAAUCGAUUAAUUUGCCCGACAUGCAAAUGGACUUGAAGAAUUCUACAGUACUGGAAGCGAAAGACUUUGAAGACGAGGAUGCUACUGGUAUUCUGGAGGAAAUGGGGUACUUUGUUGGCGGCACCGAGCAAUGUAAAUAUCUUGAGGAUAACUGUGAUAGUAAAAUAAUAGAUAAUGCUGAAUUUUCACUAUUUAGAGAUGAAACUGCAGGAAGAGUUGAGAAAUUGCAAGACACCAACUUAUGUGAAGAUAAGAAUGUACACUCCAAAAAGACUCAGCUGGAAGCUGCUAAAGAAACUUCAGAAAUUGAGCUGCUUGAGGAAAUAGCCUUAAGUGAAUGGCAGCCCAUCGAAAUUGAGAACUCAAGCAUAAACGAAAAGCAAGGGAAGGAUUGCAAAGAGCAAAUGGAGAUGGAGAUGAUUGCAUUCAGCGAAUGGCAACCUGUUGAGCUAAUAGACAAUCCAAUAGAAAUUCAAGAGGCACCACCAAAGGAAAAACCUAGCCACCUACAUGAGAUAAGUAAGAUAGUAGAAGCUAAAUGUCCAGUUGAUAACUCAAGUAGUAUUCAAUUUCGCACUGCGUCUAAUAAGGCAAUGAAAUUGACAGAGGAAAUGAAAAGGAAAGCAGCUAUGCUAAUGGCUGAUUUGGAAACAGUUGGCGAAGAUCAAGUAGAAAGCGGUAACAUGCUGAAGCAGGAUCAGGCGGCUGCUCCGAAGAGAGACGAAGCAGCUACAGAUUGUGAACUGCUCGCUGGGAUCCCAUUAAGUGAAUGGCAGCCAAUGGCCAUACCAGACAGCAAAGAAACAGAUGGACUCGACGCGAGUAAUCAGUUGGAUUUGAUACCAUUCAGCGAAUGGCAGCCCAUUGAUAUACCAGAUGCUAGAGCAAAUACGACCAAAGAUCAGCAACAAAAAGAAGCGACUGACUGGGGAGCUAGUCAUGCACAAAAAAAAGUAGAAUGUAAUCAAAAUGGGAUUCCAGAAUAUAUUCAAUUUCGAACUGCCUCGAAUAGAGUUCUGACAUUGACCAAGGAGAUGGAACAGAAGGCAGCAAUGCUGAUGGCUGAUUUGGAAGGUCUAAAUACAGAUCUAAAUGAAGCAAAAAAAGAUUCUUUGAGUACGAUUCAAGAAAAGGCUGAAGCAGGAUACUCUCAGACAAGAAGAAAAGGUGCUAAUGAUAAUUUGCAUGUUGAAAUUUCAAAUCCAGUUCAAUUUCGUACUGCUUCGAAUAAGGUUCUGGAAUUAACAGACGAAAUGAUGCAGAAGGCAGCGAUGCUGAUGGCUGAUUUGGAAACUGUGAACGACAAUCCCCGAGCAGAGCAAAAGAAGGGCAAAACUACAGUUAAUGAUAGUUGUUCUCAGUCAGUAACUGAAGAUGAUGAGAAUAUUCAGCCAAAUGUUUCAGAAUGUAUUCAAUUUCAUACUGCUUCGAACAAGGUGCUCAAAUUAACUGAAGAGAUGAGGCAGAAGGCAGCUAUGCUAAUGGCUGACUUGGAACUCAAUCCAACAGAGGGAACGCAGGAACAGUUUCGUAACAGCUGCACAGUUAAAAACAAGUCGGUUGCUAGCCAACAAGCGAUUAAGGAAGGAAGAGCGCCCAAAUCGACAAUUGAAACUAUCGAUGGCAUCUACCCGCUUGACUCUGAAGUCAACCAGCCUAAAUCAGCUGUCCCACUGGAAGAGAAUCUACAUACAGAAGACAGGCCUGAUCUUAUAUAUGAGACGCCGAAAUGCACGACAGAGCUACAAUCUUCAUUAACCCAGCUAACGGAGCGUUCGCCUUUGGAUAGAAAAACUAAGAGUUCGAUAAUAACACGUCGCAAUCUCUUAUCUCUCAAUAAAAGACGAAAACAAAAGCGGAAUUCCGAGAACAGCAAUGCUGAUGGUGGACAUACGCCGAUUAGAAGGUUUGCCUCAAUGGCAGCAGCGACAAGCACACCAAUGCCAAGCCACAGGGCAAUCGAUGUAAAGGAGAAUGAGGACAGUCCACAACCCUCUGUGAGGGAGCGCAGCUGCUCGCAAGACUCGCCACGCGUCGAAAGGAAGCGUUUGUGCAAGCGUAAAAGUGAAGAUGCACUUUCGCCCAUCUAUGCGCCCACGCACAAGACUCGUCGGCUCGGCUUAAGUCGCAUUCGCAAUAAGUCAACCCAUGAAAUUUGAAUUGUAAAUUCGCGCCAAUAAAAGUAGUAAAACUAGUUAUACACAAA
This is a messenger RNA of Drosophila navojoa, 2954 nucleotides long. It is a transcript of the gene Brca2, whose product is annotated as BRCA2, DNA repair associated. NCBI's taxonomy places the organism in Eukaryota, Metazoa, Arthropoda, Insecta, Diptera, Drosophilidae. The record is from RefSeq and is a predicted model, not a curated record.